Clonostachys rhizophaga is the source of this 1131-nucleotide messenger RNA. Lineage: Eukaryota; Fungi; Ascomycota; Sordariomycetes; Hypocreales; Bionectriaceae. The record is from the annotation of a GenBank genome assembly.
AUGGCGAACUCUUCUUUUGAGUCAUGGACAUAUGAGGAGCAGGAGGAGUACCUCUACCAACCGGCGAUGGAGGCGCCUGAGGGGCUGGUGUCCAACUUGGAUGAUCCGCCCCAGGAGACUUCGCUGGGUUUCUCUGUAACAGUGGCCUGCACAGUAAUAGCUGGAUUGGCGUUGUUAUUGAGGAUUUACUCAUACGCAUUCUUUCGCAGGCGUCUGGCGGUCCAGGACCUGCUGGCAUUGUUCGCGAUGGCCACGUUCGGCGCCAUGCUUUGGCCAGGCUACUUCAUGACAUACAUCGGCGCUCUCUUCGUUCAUCAAUGGGACAUAGACCGUUGGACAUUAGCUGACGCAUUAUAUAUGGGCCACAUCGCCGCUACCAUGUAUAUCCUCACCAUGUUCUUCGCCCAGUCCGCUAUAUUGCUCGAAUUGAUUCGUAUCUUCAUCCCCGGAAAUGUCCAUAUCUUCGUUCCCGGGCACACCCACAGCAAGUUCUUUUGGGUGUGCAGGGGCACACAAUUCGUGGUCGCCAUUUACUGGAUAUCGGUGUUGAUUUUCCAGCAAUUCUGGUGUCGACCUCUAAGCAGGGCUUGGAGCCCAUGGGCGUCGGGAUCAUGUAUUGACAGAAAGGUUGUGGAUAGGCUCUCCGCCUAUAUCAACAUUUUCAUCGAUCUCAUCAUCUAUAUUCUGCCCCAGACCAUCAUCUGGAGGUUGAACUCGUCGAUCCUAAACAAGACUACCCAAUCGUUGGCCUUUUCCUUUGCUUUGAUAAGCCUUGCACUUGCUAUCGCUCGCACCCACAACAUGCACUCCUUCGUAUACGAUGGCGACACAAACUACAGUCUUUCCUCUGCAUAUUUGUGGGCACUCGGCGAGUGUUUGAGCGUCAUUCUGGUGUACUGCGCACCGUCCGUCUACCACAUUAUCACGGAUCCGAAAAUGCCCCCCGGCACCUCAUCGACGAUUCAGUCAGCCAGAGACAAAUUCCGAAGCAGUGCUACGAAAUCAACAUCGACGAGCAACGGAAAUAGAUGGCAGGGAACCAGCUCAAAUCAUUCUGGGCCUUCCAGCCUACCGCACGAAAACCGGUACCAAAGGAUGGAAGAUACCGAGCUCUCUCAGCUAUCUACAGCC